CGGCGCGCAUGAACAUGGCUAAUUGAGCAGCCGUCGCAGCCGCCAGCUUUCCCAUUAUCCUAGCGUCGCGCGUGUUCCAUUCGUUCACAAGCAAAAAAGUUUCCUGGAGGGGUGUGUAGUUGUCGUUGUUCUUUCCUCGAUCACAACCUCGUCGCCAAGGCCCCGUUGAAGAGUUGCGUCACUCCCUCACAAGCUUGCGAUCGCCGGGGAGAGAGAGAGAGAGAGAGAGAGAGAGAGAGAGAGAGAGAGAGAGAGAGCCCACACCUUCCAAUUACCACUGCUACAUUACCUUGCUUUACCUACGGAUACACUCUCUCGUCCUCCGAUCCUCGGGAUAAACCUUUACCACCGACACCGAGGUCGAAGAAUUUCCCUCUCCACAAGCUUUUUGCGAGGAGCCGGUCGACGAUCACAUCUCCUGUACACCGACAACCCGCCGCUCGCCGCUCGCCGCCCACCAUGUCCACAGAAACAGCCGACCAGGCGCCCGCCGUCUCCGACCUCCCCUCCGGCGACCCCGUCCCUCCACCCGCCGUCGCCGCCGAUUCCUCCUCCUCCUCCUCCAAACCGUCAUCAUCAUCGUCGUCGUCGUCGAUACCUGCGGCCCCGAAACAAAAAAAGCUUACCCUCCCCCAGAUCCUCGCCGCCCUCUCCCCCGGCAAUGUUGACACCUUCGUCGCCCACCUGAGCCGCUGCUUCCAGACCCCCUCGGGCAUCGACACCGUCCUCCUCUUCGUCUGCUACACCUCGCGCUUCUCCGCCUCCGUCCUCGACUCCCUUGGCGCCUCCGCCCUCCGCCGCUCCGCCCGCAAGCUCGUCGCCGUCGCCUUCGCCCUGCCCCCCGACACGACCAUUCUCCUCUCCAAGGCCCCGUCCGGCUCCUCCACCGCCGCCGCCUCGCUCGGCAUCCGCGUCGCCGGCCACCUCCGCGCCCUCGCCACCCUCCUCAGCGAGGCCCGCACCAUCAUGCGCCUGUGGUCGCUGCUGCCCCUCUACCUGUGGCUGCGCCGCCUCAUGACCACCCCCGCGAGGCCCGCCGCCGCCGACGCCGACGAAAAGGCCCAAGACCCAUCAGCCGCGGCGCUGGACAGGGCCAUCUCCUGGCUCCAGGUGACGGCGUGCCUGCUGCUGCAGUCGCUCGAGAGCUCGUCGUACCUCGCCUCCCGCGGCGUGCUGCCCAUGACCCCCGCCCAGCAGGGCAAAGCGGCCCGGUGGAGCGUGCGCUUCUGGUCCGUCUUCGUUGGCAGCGAGCUGGGCCGCCUCGCCGUCGAGGCCCUACGCCGCCGGAGCGCCGUCGCCAGCGGCCGCCAGGACGUCGCCAGCGCCGAGUACAGGGAGUGGUCCGACACCUGGACGCGCACCCUCGCCCGCCAGAUGUCGUGGUUCCCGCUCACCGUCCACUGGAGCAUGGACAAGGGCUUCGUGCCGGAGAUGGGUAUCGGUCUGCUGGGCAGCAUCCCAGGCAUCGUGCAGAUGCGCCAGUUGUGGAAGGAGACUGCUUGAG
Molecule: messenger RNA, 1504 nt
Organism: Colletotrichum destructivum
Lineage: Eukaryota; Fungi; Ascomycota; Sordariomycetes; Glomerellales; Glomerellaceae
Exons: 2
Coding region: 460-1503 (347 amino acids)
Source: RefSeq, a predicted model, not a curated record